Molecule: messenger RNA, 876 nt
Organism: Trichoderma virens Gv29-8
Lineage: Eukaryota; Fungi; Ascomycota; Sordariomycetes; Hypocreales; Hypocreaceae
Exons: 8
Coding region: 1-876 (291 amino acids)
Source: RefSeq, a predicted model, not a curated record
AUGUCAGCCGCCGGAAGCCGCACCAUCCAGACAGCCGCAUGCCUAAUCAUUGGCGACGAAGUGCUGGGUGGAAAGACUGUUGAUACGAAUUCGGCGUAUCUGGCAAAAUGGUGCUUUUCUCUGGGCAUCAACUUGAAGCGUAUCGAGGUCAUUGAAGAUGACGAGAGUGAAAUCAUGGAGGCCGUGAGCCGAAUGAGCAACCGUUAUGACUUUAUCGUAACCAGCGGAGGCAUUGGCCCAACGCACGACGACAUCACUUACCAAUCCAUCGCCAAGGCCUUCGGGCUCCCCCUCAAGCUCCACCAGGAGGCCUACGAGAAGAUGAAGAAGCUCUCAAGACCGCACCCAAAGCAGCCCAACUUUGACUGGAACGUCGAUUCGCCCGCCCUCAAGGCCCGCCUGCGCAUGGUCGAGCUCCCGACGGACGAGUCCCGCGACCUGAGCGAGCAGUUCAUCUUCCCGCAGCAAGACCUGUGGGUUCCCGUCGCGGUUGUCAACCGGAACGUCCAUAUUCUGCCUGGAGUGCCGCUGCUCUUCCAAAAGCUGCUCGACGGACUGAAGCCCCAUGUCCUCCCUAGACUAGUCGAUCCCGAGGGCAAAGGAACCCACCGCAUCAUGAUAUCCACGCCUCUGCCGGAGAGCUCCGUCGCAGAGUACCUCACCCAGCUAGCCGCCAAGGUCGAGCCGCACGGCGUUAAAGUAGGAAGCUACCCACGAUGGGGCCGGAAACGAAACACGGUUACCUUGGUUGGAAGGGACAAGGACUAUCUAGAAAGCCUUGUGGCGGAGGCAGAGGAGGCUGUUCAGGGUAAGCGAGUCUCAAAAGAAGACGAGCUCGACGAGCCAUCCGACAAGACGGAGAAGAAGAAGCUCUAG